AUGCAUGACGGUGCUCUGGACGCGAACGAGCCGCCCAACCUCCCGCUCCAACCGACGCCGUUCGUGGAGCACCUGCUGCCGCAUGAGGUGCUGCAUAUCGAAUGGACCGACGACGACCUACUACGUGGGCCAUCGGAUAUCGCGGAGGACGAAGCUCGACAUAUCACACACGCGACACAAGCUCUCGUCCUCCAACCUCGUUUCGGCAACGACGCAGGCCACCGGAACGCUGGUCUCGAGCACCGUCACAGUCGCGGCCCGUCGUUGCGCCUUGCGAACAGGGAGCUUUCGUCAUUGAACCAUUUGCAUGGCGGUGUUUCUGCCGUCUUCAUGCUUGCCGCCGUCGCUCUGGUUGCCCUAUUCACGCUCAAGGUGGUUCUGCACCGCCGCCGACGCUUCCAGCAGUACCAGUCCAUCGAUUGA
Saprolegnia parasitica CBS 223.65 is the source of this 423-nucleotide messenger RNA. RefSeq lists its product as hypothetical. Bases 1 to 423 code for a protein of 140 amino acids. The record is from RefSeq and is a predicted model, not a curated record. The transcript has a single exon. NCBI's taxonomy places the organism in Eukaryota, Oomycota, Saprolegniomycetes, Saprolegniales, Saprolegniaceae.